UUCCGUGUGCACUCCAGAGCGCGGGCGUCCAAGUGGGGGUGUGUGGCAGGGGUUUCCGGGCCGGGCACCAGCACCCCAGCCCCUUCCAUCAGGGGUUUGGCUUAGGGUCGUCCCUGGCGGGCGGCUCUCGAAGCUUGAAGAACAGCGCGCGCACCCGGGCCGCUCCGGGACUGCAGAGGUCCGCUAGGCAGGCACGAAGAUGGCGGCAGCGUCGGUCUCUGAGACUUCGGCUUCUCAAUUCUCGGGCCCCACGUGCAGCAUAUGGAUGUUCCCGGGCCACAAUAAAGCAGGAUCCGAGUCACCUCUGCAACCUAUACCACAGCUCAGCUGAAAGCAACGCACUUAACCCACUGAGCAAGGCCAGGGAUCGAACCCUCAUCCUCAUGGAUACUAGUCCGGAUACUAGCCACAAUGGAAACUCCUAGCAGAACAUCUUAGCAGAACCAUCAAAUCUAGUGGAAGUAUGGUUCGCCAUUCCUCAUCUCCAUAUGUAGUAUAUCCACCCGAUAAGCCUUUCCUUAACAGUGAUCUACGACGCUCCCCAAAUAAGCCUACAUUUGCCUAUCCGGAAAGCAACAGCAGAGCUAUAUUUUCUGCUUUGAAGAAUCUUCAAGAUAAAAUUCGACGUUUAGAACUUGAGAGGAUUCAGGCAGAAGAAAGUGUGAAAACCUUGUCUAAAGAAACAAUUGAAUAUAAGAAAGUACUGGAUGAACAAAUACAAGAAAGGGAGAAUUCAAAGAAUGAGGAAUCGAAGCACAAUCAAGAACUGACAUCUCAGUUGUUAGCUGCAGAAAAUAAAUGUAAUCUUUUAGAAAAACAAUUGGAAUACAUGCGUAAUAUGAUAAAGCAUGCAGAAAUGGAGAGGACGUCUGUAUUAGAGAAACAGGUUUCCCUAGAAAGAGAACGGCAACAUGAUCAAACACAUGUUCAAAACCAGCUUGAAAAAUUGGAUCUUCUUGAACAGGAGUAUAACAAGCUUACCACAAUGCAAGCCCUUGCAGAAAAAAAAAUGCAAGAGUUAGAAGCCAAACUCCGCGAAGAAGAACAGGAAAGGAAACGUAUGCAAGCGAAGGCAGCCCAGUUGCAGACUGGCCUAGAAACAAAUAGACUGAUCUUUGAAGAUAAGGCAACUUCAUGUGUCCCCAAUGCAAAAAGAAUUAAAAAAAAGAAGUCAAGGCCAUCAGAAAAGAAAGGUUCUAGGAACUGUUGUGCUGCACAGCCACAUUAUAGAUUAUGCUUGGGUGAUAUGCCAUUUGUAGCCGGGAAGUCCACCAGCCCCAGCCAUGCUGUGGUAGCCAAUGUUCAGCAUGUCUUGCAUCUAAUGAAGCAACACAGUAAAGUCUUGUGCAAUGAUCGAGUAAUCAACAACGUUCCUUUGGCAAAGCAAGUGCCUUCACGAGGUGGGAAAAGCAAGAAGUCAGCAACGCCUCCCUCCUCCAGCAGCAUUAAUGAAGAACUCUCAGAAGUCUUACAGACUUUACAAGAUGAAUUUGGGCAGAUGAGCUUUGACCACCAGCAGCUUGCAAAACUUAUCCAAGAAUCACCAACUGUUGAACUGAAAGACAACCUAGAGUGCGAACUGGAGGCAUUAGUGGGAAGGAUGGAGGCAAAAGCCAAUCAGAUAACUAAAGUUCGAAAAUAUCAAGCCCAGCUGGAGAAACAGAAGAUAGAGAAGCAGAAGAGGGAGUUAAGAACCACCAAAAAGACUCUUGAUGAAGAAGGAAAUAGCAGCAGCCGUUCUUCUGCAACCACUGGGACCAUAAAUAAGAAGGACUUUGCCAAACCGAGACCUGGAGAAAAAAGCAGGAAAAAUCUUCAGUUAUUGAAGGACAUGCAAACUAUACAGAAUUCAUUACAAAGCAAUAAUUUGUGUUGGGAUUACUGAGUGGUACCAGGUCAUUUUUUAUUCACAUAUUCUGUACCCCAUCAAUCAGAUGCUGACAGUUUACUUUCCAGGUCUCAUACUCUCUUUUGUUGGAAUUAAUUAAUAGCAGGUGUUAAGGGGCCAUCGCUUCAUUACACGGGCUUCUUGUGUUACGUAUCAUAAUUAAAUGUUAAACCAUCUAAAUGGAAACCAGGGGAGUUUUAAAGGCUGAGAAGCCACCCAUACUCUGUUUCUUUGAGAUGAAUUUGCUGUACUGAAAUGUUGCACUUUGUAAACAAAUUACCAAUUUUUUAUUUGUGGGCGUGGUUUUUUUUUAAAUAGUUCUAUAUAUCUAAGUAAAAUUAGGUUUAAAUUAUCAAAACAUGAGGCUGUCCCAUAGGCAGUCUUUGAAACGUCUCAUUUCUAAAUCUUCUGGCAUGAAUCGCCCAUUUCUCCUUUUCAAUGCAGCCAUUAAAAUACACCUUGCUUUGACUAUUGAUGGAAGUUUUCUAUAUUUAAAUAUUUAUACAUAUUUAAGAGGAUUGUUUUGUUUCGCUUUUUGAGAUUUCAGACAUUGAUCAAUAUUAAAUACACUUGUAAUGAUGUUAAUCCAUUUUUUUUUAAAGCAAAGCAUUCAUUUUAAGUCAGUUAACUGAAAAUAAGAAAGCAUUUUUAAAGCUAAACAGAUUGUUAAUGAAAUAAGUGAGGUUUUGGAAUGAAAAGAAUAGGGGUAUUGUAAACAUUUGUAUUUUUAAAUAAUACCUGUGUAAUCAUGCUAUUCACUUCAAGGCAUUAUGGUUUUUAAUCUUAAAACUUGGAAGAAUCCCUUGGAUAUUUACUUUUAUUGGUGUACAGUGUGAGUGCAGUAUUAACUGUACCCAUGCAGCUGUCAUUGUUAAUGAUGUAAAUCAUAAUUUUGAAUAGAUCAAGACAUGUUAACUUUUAUAAAUCUACCACUGAAAUCAAUAAAGCAACUUUUUGAAGGAAACACUGAAA
Messenger RNA from Sus scrofa (pig), 2860 nucleotides. The record is from RefSeq and is a predicted model, not a curated record. NCBI's taxonomy places the organism in Eukaryota, Metazoa, Chordata, Mammalia, Artiodactyla, Suidae.